Diachasma alloeum is the source of this 3233-nucleotide messenger RNA. Its product is annotated as conserved oligomeric Golgi complex subunit 3. Gene Ontology annotation, cellular component: cis-Golgi network; membrane; COG complex. The coding region runs from base 393 to 2942 and encodes 849 amino acids. Lineage: Eukaryota; Metazoa; Arthropoda; Insecta; Hymenoptera; Braconidae. Gene Ontology annotation, biological process: Golgi organization; intra-Golgi vesicle-mediated transport; intracellular protein transport. The transcript is spliced from 3 exons. The record is from RefSeq and is a predicted model, not a curated record.
UACAGUUUAUACUCGUGGAGGGUAAAGUGGGGUAAAAUGGACCGUUUUUUACGAUUAAAAUCCUGAAAUCUACUGAAAAAAUCAUGUGUUUUUUGACUAUUUAUGCUCUGAGUUGUUUUAUAACAGAAAUAUUUACAUUGGUUCCACGUAGUAGCUCAUUUUAUGCUAUUUACACUGGACAAAUGGUCUACGUGUGAGUGCAACUGAUGAGUUGUGCAUGUGUCAUCUGCUGUCAGUCCAAAAAUCCUCAACUCACGUUCACAUUUUCUCCAAAAAUCAGUUAGAAAUCAUCGCACCAAUAUCUCUCAAUUCGUUAAUUCAAUGUGCUUCCUGAAUUAAAAAAUCUACAUUCCACGUACGAAAGACGUAAAAACAUUUUCCACAUGUGAAAAAUGAACCUAAUCAAAUGGGAUCAAUUGGAGGACGGUCUGGCCCCUCUGUCAGACACCCAACGAGACUGGAUCGAGACAUUGGAGGAGAGGGUGUCCAAAACAUUGUGGAGUAACAGUGACACGUCGACGUCGUUUGUUGACGAUCACCAGGACAAUUCCAACGAUAAUGGGACUAUUACUUCAAUGGGCAAAAAAAUAGAAUCCUGCCACCAACUCCUGCAGUACUACGCGUCCCUGGAGUCCAGAUACGAGUCGAUGGAGUACAAAAGGUACAGCAUGUACCUGGAAGAGCUGAAUAUUCGCAAAGACGAUUGUAAUAGUUUAUGCAGGGACAUCGACAAGGCCCUGGAGGACAUGUCAGCCUUAUCGAGACAGUAUGGAAUCGUCUCCAACAAAACAAUGUCCCUCCACUCAGCAACAGAGCAGUUAAUCUCCGAGCAGGAAAAGCUGAACGAAAUAGGAAACGAGAUAACUAGAUAUGUCAAGUACUUCAAAGAGGCUGACCUGAUAAUGGACAAGUUGGAGUCUGCGAAUUUAUCAGUUCGAAGUGAUACGUUCAUCGACAUAACUGAUAAAAUCGACACGAACAUAGAUUUCAUGGAGAAGAAUGACAAGUUCAAAGAGUCUGCGGUCUAUCUCGUCAAGUACAGGCACUGUCAGUCGAAGGUCAUUGGGAUGAUGCACCAGUGGAUUAUGAAUAUACUGGACGAAGCUACUGACAGUAUUAUGAGCUCUUUGCCAACAGAAUCCUCUGGGGACGAUCCAACAUCUCCGGAUGCUGAUAGCCAGACUCUGGCGUUGUUGUAUGGCAGGUUCCAGAGGAUUUUGCCGAAGAUCAAACCUAUCAUCACGAUUAUUGAGAAGAGAUCGUUCAAACGACAGGAAUAUGACACUCUUUUGUUGGAGUGUCAUCAGAGGUACUUGAUGAAACGAGGAGGAGUGAUAAGCGCAAGUGUCCAAAAGGGUCUUCAGUCAGUAAAAGAGAGGUACAACGGAGAUCACUGCAGUUUUGUCCGUCACGCCUGUUCGCUCCUGCUGCACGCCUCCAUCGACGAGCACCGUCUCUUCAACCAGUUCUUCGAGAAGAAGUCCCACUUGCUCGCUGGCUACCUGGAGGGUCUCUGCACCUCCCUGUACGACAUCCUGAGGCCCUCAAUCAUCCACAUCAACCACCUGGAGACGCUCGCCGAGAUCUGUUGCAUCCUGCGAGUGGAAAUGCUGGAGGAGCACGUGCAGAACCACAUGGAGGCCCUCGAGGGCUUCGGCAAUAUUUGCCUCCAGCUGCUGCACGACGCCCAGGAGAGAUUAGUCUUUCGCACCCAUCUGUACCUCCAAUCAGACAUUUUGGGGUACAAUCCAUCCCCCGGGGACCUCGCCUACCCGAAUAAACUCAAAAUGAUGGAGGACAUAGCUGAGUCUCUGCGAGAGGAAAAUCGCCAGGCAAAAAUCAAGAAGAUAUCAGUCUCCUCAAUAUCCUCAGUCUCCUCGAUCACCUCAAACAAUCUGGAAUUAGAAGCCCCCAAGUUCAUUCCAAUCGCUGGCUUCGACCCAAUCCACAAAUUAUCAGCCCCAUCCUCCUCGUCCUUCAACCUCAUCACCAAUUCCCCAGCUGAUCUCCACGGAAUGUGGUAUCCAACAGUACGAAGGACCCUCGUCUGCCUGUCGAGACUCUACAGAUGCCUAGAUCGCCCAGUAUUUCAGUCACUGAGCAGAGAAGCCAUCAAUUUUUGCAUCGAGAGCAUUGAAAAGGCGAAGGAGAAGAUCGAGGCGCGAGCCACAACACUGGACGCUCUAUUAUUCCAAGUAAAGCAUCUGCUCAUCCUGCGAGAGCAGAUUGCGCCCUUUCAGGUUGACUUCACAGUGAAAGAGUAUUCACUCGAUUUUUCGAAAGUUAAAACCGCAGCUUUUGGAUUACUCGAGAGAAGAUCCAGGGUUUUUGCGUUGUCAAAUAAUGCGUUGCUUGAGUUUUUGCUGGAGGGUGCACCCAGGAUGAAGGAGCAUCUCAUUGACUCCAGGAAGCAUGUGGACUCGAAGCUGAAGGCUGCUUGCCAGAUGCUGAUUCAGCACUGCACGAAGUUACUGGUUGAUCCUAUUGAUAAAUCACUGGGCUCUGUCAUCAGCAGCAAUGCCAGUGUCGCGAGUCCUCCAGGGAGUCCCAAUGCCCAGAAGGGCAUUGUCCCGGCUAAGGUGGAGCCUCAGGUAGUCGCUCAGGUGGUGAGCGAAGUGCUGAGACUGAUGAAAUUUCAACUGCCCAGUAUUCAACAGUCGAUGCAGCUGUACUUGGCUAAUCGAGAGACUGAGUCAAUCCUGUUUAGACCGAUUAGAAAUAAUAUUGUGGCGAUGUUCACGCAAUUGUCCCAGUGGCUGCACAGCAAUUACAGCAGUGAGGAGCAACUUUUGAUCGCCUGCCCACUGCCCGAACAGGUCUCCAUUAUGCUGAGCUCUUCGAGUCUUGCGCACACAUCGUCGAAUUACUCGAGCAAUCAACACCUGGAGCAGCAGCAUCAUCCUGUUGUUACGAAUGUGCCCACUGGAGCUACUACUGUUUGAUGGGAUUGAUGGAGGUGGUGAUUCUAGAGGGGAAGGGUGAAGAGGGGAUGAUUUCGAAGAUUUCUCACUGGUUCUUUAGAUGUUGUGAGGUAUUCCGUCUCAAUAUACGAGGUAUUCCAUUUCAAAUGACUCAACUGCUGACCCUCACCCUCUUGGAAAUUGAUCGCGAUUUUUUCUACGGUUGGGGGACCUGAAAACCUAUCUCUCAGUUUUUUUUAGAUCUUUUUUAACAGCCCAUUUCGGAGGUAUUUCUCAAUAACUCCAGUUCUAUUCAUCCGAUUUUUAUUUAUG